Messenger RNA from Diospyros lotus (date-plum), 688 nucleotides. RefSeq names its product organ-specific protein P4. The transcript is spliced from 2 exons. The coding region runs from base 78 to 425 and encodes 115 amino acids. Lineage: Eukaryota; Viridiplantae; Streptophyta; Magnoliopsida; Ericales; Ebenaceae. The record is from RefSeq and is a predicted model, not a curated record.
CAAAGUCAGAGAUGGAGGAGCCUAGCUAGAAAGCAAAUUUGUCCAGUACUAACUCGCUAGUUUCAGCAGGUGCAGACAUGAGAGCUCCAUCUGCAGCUUUCUUCCUUAUUUCCCUCAUUUUCUUGUUUGCCAACCUCAGUGAUGCAAGAAAAGAUCCAGAAGACUACUGGAAGAGCAUAAUGAAAGAGGAGGCUAUGCCCGAAGCCAUCCAAGAACUUCUCCAGAAAGACCCAUCAUCAUCUUCCUCAGAAGAGAAGAACGAGCCAUCUACAAACAUGGAACACUUCAUUAAAGACUUUGAUCCUAAGCCUAAUGUGAUACUUUAUCACAAGCAUGGAGGGCAGCAUCAUCAAGAAGCCAAGCCGUGCCACAAGGGCUUAAAGCAGCUGCAAGCUGAAUCACAUAACAAGGCGAAGAAAGAGUAGACAUAUACAUAUAUAUAUAUAUAUAUUCAUGGGUUAAUUAAUCAGAUUAAUUACCAGAUGAUUAGUGUGCUUGAGAUGGGCUUUGAGUUUCUGGCUUUGUUGAUGGAUCAGUAUAGUAGAGUGAGUCCGCGAUUAAUGUUGUUGUAAGUUAAUUACUGUGUGGUUGAAUCUAUAUAUAGUUAAUAUAUAUAUAUAUAUAAAUAUAUUUGUAUCUGUAAGCCAGUGAAGUUGCCAAUGAACAAGAUUUUGCUGUAUUUGCCUAA